GAAGUCUCGUCAGUAGGUCACGCAUGCGCGCGCUGAUAGCUCCGAAGUAACCCUGGAACAGAAGCUGCUCCGGAGCAGAUACCAACGGGAGAUGGAUGGUAAAUCAUCCAUAGAUUCAGAGCAGGAUUUGGACAGCUCUUCAGGAUCUGACUGGAUGAGUGAAAUGGAAAAAAGUAAAGGAAAACAAGGAGGAAAAGGAAAGAUUAGGGAACAAGAUGGAAAGGAGAAAGGAACAUAUUCCAACAAGAAGAAAAAAGCUAGAAGUAAAAGCAGUCCAGACCUGGACGAAAUCUUUCAGGAGGCCAGAAAUAAGACAAAACUGACUGUCCGUUGUGGAAAAAUGACUGGUCUUUUAUGCAAAAAAAGGUAUGAGAAUGGAGAGAAGUGGAUUUCAUGUAACAGGAAAUGGUUUACGCCCAGACAGUUUGAGGAGCUUGGAGGAAAGGGGAAUAACAAGAAGUGGAAGAGUAGCAUCUAUUACAAGCCAUCAAAUGGCCUUCAACAAGUGCAAUUAGAGAAACUCAUAGAGAAUAGGUGUCUGCCACAGUAUUGAUAUCUGAGGAAGUCAUCUAGACAGGUGACACAGACAGAUAGAUGUGGUGCAGACUCAUCAUCUCAGCAAAAUGUGACAAGACACCUAACCAUACAAAACCCAAUCACAUCAGGCCCCCUCAAUCCACGGG
This is a messenger RNA of Sinocyclocheilus anshuiensis, 683 nucleotides long. RefSeq names its product nuclear autoantigen Sp-100-like. Gene Ontology annotation, molecular function: RNA polymerase II cis-regulatory region sequence-specific DNA binding. Gene Ontology annotation, biological process: regulation of transcription by RNA polymerase II. The record is from RefSeq and is a predicted model, not a curated record. The coding region runs from base 92 to 553 and encodes 153 amino acids. Gene Ontology annotation, cellular component: nucleus. Lineage: Eukaryota; Metazoa; Chordata; Actinopteri; Cypriniformes; Cyprinidae. The transcript is spliced from 7 exons.